This is a messenger RNA of Selaginella moellendorffii, 3174 nucleotides long. Its product is annotated as protein IQ-DOMAIN 1. The transcript is spliced from 8 exons. The coding region runs from base 177 to 1676 and encodes 499 amino acids. Lineage: Eukaryota; Viridiplantae; Streptophyta; Lycopodiopsida; Selaginellales; Selaginellaceae. Gene Ontology annotation, molecular function: protein binding. The record is from RefSeq and is a predicted model, not a curated record.
GCCAAGGCGGAGGCGCGGGCGCGGGGGCGCUACAGCGAUUCCGGCGAGCGGCGGUCGUGGCCGUGAAUCUCCGGAGAAUGCCGCUGCGAUGAUCCGCGCAGCGGCGCCUUGAUCGCCUCCCGGGCGUGCGAAGAUCGCUGUGCAUUGUCGAGCGAUUCAGGGAAAACGCCUUCCAAAUGGGGAAGAAGAAGUGGUUCUCUGCCGUGAAAAAAGCAUUUGGAUCGCCCUCCAAAAAUGAAAAGGAGAAAACCGACACCUCGUCCGUCAAGGAGUCGGAAAAAUUAGAUAACAAUAAUAGAAAACAGAUCCAGGAUGAAAACCAACACCAAAAAAAAUGGAAUGGUGCAACGGAUGAUAAUUCGGUACUUCAAACCGAAGACGAGCAAAGCAAGCAUGCGAUGGCUGUUGCUGUUGCUACUGCUGCGGCGGCCGAGGCUGCUGUUGCUGCUGCUCAGGCGGCCGCUGCUGUCGUUCGACUUACUGGUGGACGACCUUCUGUCCAUGGUGGAAAACCGAAAGAGGAGUGGGCCGCUGUGAAGAUCCAGACUGCCUUUCGAGGAUAUCUGGCUCGACGUGCACUGCGUGCCUUGAGAGGUCUGGUAAGGCUACAAGCUUUGGUUCGCGGGCAUGCCGUCCGUCGUCAGGCAACUAUGACGUUACGAUGCAUGCAAGCUCUUGUGCGCGUCCAAGCUCGGGUACGUGCAAGAAGAGUCAGGAUGGCGGAAGAAUCUCAAACUCUGAAGAAUCAAGUUUGGCAAAAGCGACUCGAGGAACAAGAAGCGCUUCCUGACGUUGAGACGAGUGUGGAAGUUUGGGAUCACAGCGUGAAGACUGCCGAGGAAAUUCAAGCUAAGAUGCAAAGCAAACAGGAAGCUGCCAUGAAAAGAGAGAGAGCUCUGGCCUACGCUUUUUCUCACCAACUGUGGAGAUCGGAACCAAAAGAUGCUUCUGCGAUGUAUCUGGAUGGCGAUCCAGAAAAGUCACACUGGGGAUGGAGCUGGUUAGAGCGGUGGAUGACUGCUCGGCCGUGGGAGGGCCGUGCUAUGGAGAAAGAUGCUCCCGAUGGCUUCUCUCUAAAGAGCACCGAGGACGUGGUAACUAAAAUACUAGAGGUUGAUUCCGGGCGGUUUAGUUCAAGCGGCAGGCGGAAGCAGGAAAACGAGCUGAAUAGUCCCAGUCUCACGAACAAAAGCAACGGCAACCACACACCAUCCGCGAGAGGAAUGCUUCACUCGGCCAGUCCGAGAAGUACGCGUUUGGUCGACGACAGGACGCCCCGAAGUACAAUAAACAAUAGCUUGUCAGCUAUUGCUGUGAAACAUCCCAACAAUUCAAGCAUUUCAAGUUCAGUGAGGGAUGACGAGAGCCUUGCGAGCUAUCCUUCGGUUCCAAGCUACAUGGCACCGACAGAAUCCACAAGAGCUCGGUCCCGCUCCAGCAGUACUCCCAAGCAAAGGCCUGCAACUCCAGACAAAGAUGCAGCGAAGAAAAGACUCUCAUAUCCUUUGGCUGACGGCGUUGUUCCAAACUCCGGACCUUUACGUUCUUCCAGGAACAGCGGAAUCACGCAGAAGAGUCCGGGACUAAAAGGCAAGCCGGGGACAGGGAUGUCUCUUCAGGAUAGCAUCGGCUCGGAUGCUCCACUGCUGGGAGAGCACACGAAACGUUUUAGAUGAAGAAGAAAAAGAAAAAAAUGACGCGGUAGUGCUCGAGGUGAUGCAGCCAGGAAUAAAGUCUUGGGCUUGCGGAGGUGAAUGCCGAGAUUGGGAAAUGUUUACUGUAAAGCUUCUGCUUUCUUUUACUGCUUUCCUAUUUUGCUAACAGUGUGCAAUUGUCAUUUGUUCUUACCUUCGCUUUCUUACUUACCUCAGGUGACUAGAAGUGCUUGAACAAUGGACGGUUUAAAGCCUCCAGAAAUUGAGCUGCUUCUUUGGCGAUGUGCUAGACUUUGGAAAAGGUCGGAAGAGCUCGCGACCACCUCUGUAGCACCUGGUGUCUGCUAUCUGGACGGGAGAAGCAACGGAAAACUUUGAUGGACUGGAAAGUUUGGGAAGCUUCUGACGUCCAGGACUCAGGAUAGGAAGCAAGUGAUCAUCCACCGACCCAGCCGAGAGUUGAGAGCUUCUGGACAAGGCGUCGUUGUUGCUGCUGCUGACGAAAGACAACAUUCCGGAGCUCCCGGCGUUGUGAUAUGACACGACUUGUUUCCUUGGAGCGUCCCUGGACUUUGGAGAAGGGAACUGGAAGAGUUUUGCUCCCUUCGAUCUGGAGUUUCUCAGAGAGCUGGAUCUUCCCAGUGCGUCCUUGCAGCUUGUUUUGAUGACACCGGGACUACGUUCUGUACAUGAUCCCGACUUUGUCACUGCUGAGGCGCAGCGAGCUUGAUUGUUUUGGAGCUUUCCUGGUGGAGCUGGAGCUCUUUCUCCAUAAGUGAGACGAUGGUCCCCUUGGCUCCAAUUGCAACUGGUCCAGCCUUGUCGUCGAUGGAGCUCUCCAUAAUGUUCCCACACAAAAGAUACGCUUCUCUCAGCUUCUUCCACUGCUCAACUUACCGUGAGUUCCUUUCCAGUUUUUCCUGUGGAUCCCCCGCUGUUGCCAGGUUUGCCCCGGCAUCUACUGCUGUCUAUUCCGCGGAGUGAAGAGCAGGGAGGAAACUUUCAACCAGCGGAAUAAUGGUGUCACAGGAAGAACACUCUCGGCAGCAAAGCAACACACUCAGCAGCAAUCAAGUCCAUGAUAGUGGAAGUAAAUGCGGAGCUGCAAGGACACACACACUCACAAGCCACAGUUCAAGCGCUCUUUUAGCUACUGAUGACUGAGCUCUUUCCCGAAAUGCACGCCAUACCAACCAGCAACAACGAACUCUUCCGCGCUAGCCGAAAGCGAAGUGUGAGCAGAGGUCGCAGCUCUGGAGGAGGAGGAGGUGUAGAGGAAUCAAAUCACUCGCAUUGCAGGCUUAGCUUAUCGCAGCAGUGCAGGGGACAGGGUGACAGAGGCGGACAAGAAAAACAAAGCGCGCCGAGGCAAAACGAAGCACAGCGCAGCCAAGGCAAAGCGAAGCUCGAGAAAUCACAUGCAAAGCCUUUCGGCCCAGCGUGAAAGCGAGCUUUCUCCUUGUCGCUACUUGUGGCAGAUUAAGCGGAAGAUGGGAUUGAAUAGAAGCGAAGUUUUCAA